Molecule: messenger RNA, 712 nt
Organism: Leptopilina heterotoma
Lineage: Eukaryota; Metazoa; Arthropoda; Insecta; Hymenoptera; Figitidae
Exons: 3
Coding region: 94-666 (190 amino acids)
Source: RefSeq, a predicted model, not a curated record
CUUAAUUUUGUCGUUUUUCAUGAUGGAAAACAUUAUAUAGGAAGAGACUGGUGGACUUUACUACCUUGUGCUGAUUUAAUAAAAUUUGCCAUAAUGCUACAGAUAAAUAUUCAUGGACCUGAUGGCAUAUUUUAUUUGGAGGGAAGAUAUUUCAUUUUUGAGUCCAACAGGAUUAAAAUUGUUGAUAAAGAACUUAUAUCCUGGGAGGGAAAUAAAAGAAUUCUUAACAAGUUGCCGACAAUUGAAUACGAAGGUGUAACAAUCAUUUUGCCUGCUGAGUUUGCUGCGAAAAAGAAUUCGAUUAUUAACGAUCAUAAAUCUUUGUUGGACAAAUGUUUUGAUACUGGAGAAACCUUUGUUUUAUAUAACCGAAAAGUUAAAUUUGUUGGUGACUCAAUGAUUCGAGUGUGCGAAUAUGAUCAAUGGUUUAAUGAGCAAUUUCAGCCGUUAGGUUAUAAGCAGAAGAGAACUUCGUUGAAAACUUUUCGUAUGCGCAUGGAACUUCCUAUGGAGUGGAAACUGAAUUUUUAUUGUUCAAUAGAUGAAGGAUUUUCUAGUCUAAAAAGGCACGUGUUGGAAUCGACAGAUCCUUUGGGGACUCCCUUCUUUGCUGGAGGUGUGAAAUGGAUGAUAAAUGGUCAUCAGGUGAAUCGUGUAAGUGUGUAAAAUUUAUUUUCUUAUUUAUUAUUUGCAUUUAACUAAAAAAAAAACU